Molecule: messenger RNA, 714 nt
Organism: Phytophthora nicotianae INRA-310
Lineage: Eukaryota; Oomycota; Peronosporomycetes; Peronosporales; Peronosporaceae
Exons: 3
Coding region: 1-714 (237 amino acids)
Source: RefSeq, a predicted model, not a curated record
AUGGCGCUGAGCUUGUACUUGCGUCGGCACUGGCGGCGUGUGCCCAAUGGGUUACGCGGGUUCUGCACGGCUGAUGAGGAUAAGUAUCUGGAGCUUAAACAGCUGAAGGAUAUCAAGAGUGAAGAAUUCUACGACCGACAAGCCCACAAGCGUCGAUACUUUUACUAUAUUGAUUUACAGGGUCGUUUGUUUCUGGAAGACACGCGUCCAAAGAACAUUGCGACGUCGCUCAAGAGCGCCAAGUUCCUGCGGUUUUUCUUCUCUCAGGUGCGGCCGAACGGUCUUGCGCAGUGCAAGUCGAAAGAGGAGGAAGACUUCUUGGAGUAUCCCUUCCGGUCUCCAUGCGGAAAAGAGAUGAACUUCAUCAAGUGCGCUGAUCGUCCGUUCGUGUACGAAGACCUGCGUCGGGAUGAAAGGAGUGGUAAAUGGACGCUCGUAUUUGGCGGUGGUGAGCUCACGAUGCCCUUCCUACCGGAAACGCUGCGGAUCUCCCUCUCGACGGGGAGACUCUAUCACGACGUGCAGACCAAGCACGUUGAUUGCGGGACACCUGAAGGUGUCGCACUUGUGCGCUCUCAACUUGCGGUGGAGCUUGGCAAGCACAUCGACGUCCACGAUUUCCCCGACGUCGACGCAGAGCAAGGCGUUAGAGACCUCGUGAUCGGUGACUUCAAGUGGGGCGGACAGCGCUAUGCCAUUCAUGCGAUCGAAUAA